Anopheles gambiae (African malaria mosquito) is the source of this 887-nucleotide messenger RNA. RefSeq lists its product as uncharacterized. Lineage: Eukaryota; Metazoa; Arthropoda; Insecta; Diptera; Culicidae. Bases 428 to 883 code for a protein of 151 amino acids. The transcript is spliced from 3 exons. The record is from RefSeq and is a predicted model, not a curated record.
UGCGGACGUGUACUACCAAGCGCUCCUCGACUGACUCGUAUUUUAUACCCCCGUGAUCAGUGCAGUGCAGAGUUACCUCCCCCUGUGCAAAGCAACGGAAGAAAUCAUUCCCUUUCGCGCAUUUUCUCAUGCUUGCUUUUUCCCUCAUAAGGCAAAUUUGUCGAGCAGCUCGUCGAACUACCCGUCCCAGGCUCUGCUUCCUACCCCUCGUCUGAGCGCGCUGUCGAAGGUUUGGAUGGUGCGUCAGACGGCCAAUAGCUGUCAGCCGUCUUGCGUUGUCAUUCUUUGAGUAGUGCUAUCUCUUUCUCGCGUGCAGCCCAAUUUUAAGACCGGUGUUGGUACCGACAGAAAAUGUAAACAAACGUCAACACAAAUUCAACCAGUGCUCAUCCUUCCCGUGAAAAGUUUCCCGAUAGAAAGCGUGAAAAUGGCCCCGAAUCAGGACAAGAAAAGUGGCUUGAUGUCCCACGCAAUUGCCCGGCUCUACAAGCAACGUCUGGAGGAAGUGGAAAGGGAACUCCUUAUUGCCCAGCAGUCAGAACCUCCGACUGUGGAUGACCGAGCGCGUGAUGCUAUGCCAGUGCAGUUUGAAGAUGUUCUGAUGCCCAUGGAAGUGAUCGACGAUGCUGCUCCGCUUAGCAAAAGCAAGGAGGAAGGUACGACCGACGCAAGCAGCGGCGAGGAUACAGACGUGGAGGAUAUCCAGGUCGAGGUAGUAAUGCCAGACCAUCAGUACGGAGAUCUUUCGUGUGAGGAUUUUUUUCUAUUCCAGCGAUUGUCAGCCAACCCAGGAGGGGUUCGAGUUGAACAUUUUUGUGGAUGGCCUACCCCUGUACAAGAGCAGUCGGACCCAAUUUUGGCCGAUUCUCAUGCAGGCUCAUAACGUU